Molecule: messenger RNA, 13549 nt
Organism: Nematostella vectensis (starlet sea anemone)
Lineage: Eukaryota; Metazoa; Cnidaria; Anthozoa; Actiniaria; Edwardsiidae
Exons: 28
Coding region: 658-12561 (3967 amino acids)
Biological process (GO): small GTPase-mediated signal transduction
Molecular function (GO): guanyl-nucleotide exchange factor activity
Source: RefSeq, a predicted model, not a curated record
CUGGUAUUGUAAGUGAUAUUGCUGUCUCUAUCACGGCAAAUUAUCAGCAGUAAUCGACUGAACAAAACGCUGUUAUUCGCGUCAGUUCUGCUGGAAUUUAUCUGUGAUUAGUUUGGAUAGGUGGUGCUGUAUGGGAAAAGUUCUGUCUUCCUGGAAUUCCAGUCGGGGAGGACCAAUCUAUGCAAGAAACGACUUGCUUCAACUGGGAAACGUUUCUACGACUUUCCACGAUCCAGUUGAGACCAAGAGCCGCGAUAGCUGGCGUCUCAAGAAGAAGGUCCAGCGUUAAUUUUACAGCAUCCUUAUAAUACUCGCUAAACGGCGCGGCCUGAUUACACUCAAGGGAAUCUCGUAUGCCGCAGGGAAAGUUACUCUAGUCCUUUCAGUGAUACUUAAAAUGUCAUUGUAGGAAUCUGUACCAAAAGCCUGUGAGCACACCAAAGGGACAUCUGACAUGGCGCAGAGAAAGUUACUUUCAUAAUCCUUUCUGCGGUGCUUGCUGAGGAAUCUGUAUGAAAAGUCCGUGAGAGUCACUGGAAGUUGUGUUUGGAAGUGUUGGCAUUGAGUUGCAGUACCAUUGCAUCAAGAUGUGGUAGAAGUCAAGGACAAGCAACAUCCUCGCGGCCAAUAAUAAACGGGGGUGUUGCGAAUAUCACCAUGACCACUAAUACUGAUAAAGCCAGGAAGGUAAAACCCAAGCAGUCACGAAGGCGAAAGAGGAGGGCCACCCUAGCUGACCUGAGAGAUAUUGAUAUUCUACGACCCAUACCCGAGACGGAGGAAGACGACAAUGAAGACGAACAGGCAAAAUGGGAAUCAAGGCCUCGGCUCAGGCGGUGUAGCUCACUUGAAAUUUUCAGUCUAAGUAGAGAAAUCUUUGGUAAUGAUAUCAGAAAAACUGCGGGAAAAGAUUUUGAAGAUACCUGUAAGGAUAAUACUGAAGUUGUGAGGCCAACAUCCAAGACUGCCGAUAACAGGCAAGCGCUGAAUCAGCUCCCUGCUGAAGCGGACUUUGCACUAAAUCAGCUUUCUCCUGUGGAGAUAGAAGGAAAAGAAACUAAGUCUGAUAAAGUGACAAUACUCAAUAAACAAAGUGAUAUUUGUGACCCUUUAGGGCGGAUGAGAGAUGGGCAAACUGAAACUGACGUUAUGACUCUAGUUUUUUCUAAUGCUGAACAGGACCAAUGCCAAACUAUGGAUCUUGAUCAAAAUGCACAAUCGAAGCAUGAUAGUCGUGAUUUUCCUAUUCAGGUUGAUACCAAGGCGGCCCCAGAGAUUCGGUUGGAAAACGCCCCAUCGGUGUUCAGAGGGAGGAGAAGCGGGGCGGCCCCGGAUCCCGUUAACAAGGACGUCAUCGCUGCCUCAACCAAUAGCAGCGGAGAAGAAGACAAUGAUGAAAGUGAGUCGGACUCAGAAACCGCCAGUAUCAAGAGUGCCGUUAGUAACUAUGAGUUGACUAACGACAUCAACGAGAACGAUGACCCAGACCUCGCGAACAGGGUGAACAUAGCGAACAAUGAUUGUAAAAGCCAAUGGGAUGAGCCGGGCAAUGAUGCGCUAUCGUUGCCUGACGAUGAUGAGCUUAGCAAGGACGCACGCACACCAACCGGGAUGUCCAAUUCUAGUUCCGACAAUGAUCUCGACCCAAGGAAGUUAUCCGAGCUUUUGAAGAAAGCUCACGGCUCUAUGCGUCGUCGCUCGAGUAUGAGCGACAUUUAUUCUUAUUACGUGUCCACUUUACCAUCCAUUGUCGAGAGGAGUCGUAAGAGCAGCAUUGCAUCUCGUAAAUCAAGUUUUGUGAACUUAGAACAAUUUCAAUACAACAGCGAAGGAAGCACUUCAAGUUUUGAAAGCAACUGUCGCGAGAAGUCUUUGGCUCAAGUCAAUGGGAAAAGUUCAGUGUACUUUAAGACGAUUUGCACGUCACCGGGAAUACUUAAGCGGCGUAUGUCUCUUGGGGACGUGUUGAAUAGUCUCGCACCAAGACCGGAGUCCGCUCCACCAAUCACAACACUUGAAAACACGUCACGUGACAACCAAUAUGUACCACAGCUCGAUCAAAAGGAACACAAGCCUGCUAAUCAAGUAAAGUCGACGGUUCUGCCAAGUCAAAAGCAAAGUUUGGUCGACACUUUGAAGAAGAAAGUCAAAGCGACCUUAAGGAGACGUAACUCCAUCGCCUCCACAAAACCAUGGACAGGAACUCUUGAAACGUCACUGAGUCAGUCGCUAGAUCUUCAUGGGUCGAGGGAAAUGGAACUUGAUAGCCAGCCAUGCCAAGAAAACAUUAAUUUGGAGAUACCUCUAUGCCACACAGAGGGUUAUAGGAGAAAGAUAGCAACCAAUCAUCACCCAGCUGUUCAUGGCGAAUCGGAUAAAGCAGAUCUAAAAAUCAACACAGAGACUACUGAUGAUAACAAGAUGACUAAUAGAGUCAAGACAAAAGAAGAGUCACUGGGAACCUCGCCCAGACGGUCAUCCAUUGGUGGCUCGACUCCUACUUCUAAACCAAGUAACAACAAUCACCAGGGGACUAAAGCAAGUUAUACCAAUGACCAGGGGACUAAGUCACAGCCAGAAAAGCUCUCUCUUCCAAGCAAUUAUUCACUAAACACACAGAAUCGUGUUAAUGAUCCCAAAAAGGUGGAACACGAGACAAAACGGCAACCGGUGAAGGCUCCUCUGACGAGGAGUAAUUCUUUCAACACACCAAAUCGCAGCAAUAACCCCAGGCGCAUUGAACCCAAGCCAAAACAGCAACCUUUCAAGUCUCCCCUUACAAGAAGUCAUUCUCUCAACACACAAAAGCAAAGAAAACACAGUGAAAAGCUUGACACAACUGACGUUGGAGUUGAGACGUCUUUAGGUAAGCUAGAUAAGACAAAGAAGGCGGCAAAGACCUGUGCAGUCAAUCUUGUACGUAGGCUGACUCUUGAUAUUGGUAGACGAGCAGCAAAGGCUAGGCCGGACUCAAAGAAUGAAGUAUUGUCGUCAAGAGAUAAUGAAGGUUUGAAAAAUACACAAAAAGAAUUAAACAAGAGCAGUAAAUAUGAAUCGUCCAGGGAUGUGCUGAGGGACGACAAAGUAACAGAAACCAAUGGAAAUAUAAAAUCAUCAACAUCACCGAAAUCUGGCGUACCCCCUUCAGAAGAAGUGGAACGCAACAAAUAUUCGCCUAAUGUGGGAAUGACUAAAUCACAGAAAGAAAGCAAUGAAGCGCAGUUAUUUACACCUAAAUAUGUCCAUAACAUAAGUGGGAAGGAAAAAGCGAAAAAUGCCAGAGCACCAGACAACAGACAGAAGACAGACCAACUAAAUAAUGAUCGAAAGCCAUCAGUUACAAUCAUGAGGCCUCGUUCGCCUUUUUCGUUCUCCGUGUCAACAAAUUUGUUAGCAGAAAGACAAAAUAUUCAACAGCUACCAACUCUAAGAGACAAAAUAGAGAAAAGGGAAGAUCUCGAAGAAAACACAAAGUCAGAAGAAGGCUCCAUUCUUAUAAAAAACACUCCACAAACAGAACAAGCAUUGAAAGGUCUGAAUGUAAAAGAUAAGGAAUUGAACGACGAGCUUGAAGUAUUCAGUGACAUGCUAGGAGAGCUCGAACAAAUACCCCUGAACAAAAAUAACGUCACCCCUAAUUCAACCACUAUUACCCAAAAGACCAGUCUAAAAGAAAAUCCAAAGACUCUCCCUGAGACCGGUUUAUCCAGCCCAAGAAGUUCUCUCCCAACAGACCAGAGGUUUGCAGCACUUAGUGAGCGGUACGCCGCCAUUAUGGCGCGAGUCGGUCUUAGUACCGGUGUUAUAAGUGGACAAGGCGCUGUCAAAAGAGAGGUAGAGGCUGGAAUUGAGAAUGAAGGUACGAUGAGCGACUCUAAUCUCAACUCGACUCGACUCAUAUCACCUGUUGCCAAAGCUUCGUCUCUCUUUGCAGCUAUCUCUACACCACCCUCAAAGAACGUGGGACGCCUUUCUCCACCAAGCGAAUCUAUAACUCUUGACAUUAACAAUAAUAACGUGACAGGGGAGGUUCAUGACUCGAAUGUCGUGUCUUUCCAAGAAAUUGAAAGUAAUUUGGGACGUUCUGAUAAGAUGUCUCUUGCUAAAGUAGCGGAACCCAUUCCAAGAAGCAUAACUCAUUCACUUCAGGCGGUUGAUGCCGUACACGUGAAAAAAGGUCACAUUUUAUCGCGGAGCGAUAAAAUGGAAGGAAAUGGCAACAAAGGGGAGCCGAUGCAGAUAGGUCAAGUCAAGGAUCCAAAAAUUGUUAUGGAUUUAAUGACAGCUGAUAGUUCCACCAUUGCGACAGAAGUACAAAAAAGUAGUGCCUCCGGCCUCAGCUUGACAAUGUUUCUUGAGCAGCCCCGAAAGACGGUCGUUAGCCGCUUCAUACACCACAAGAUGGCAAAGAAGACGCCGUUCAUCUACACGAGGGUGUCGGUAGUGUUCAGUGAAGCAGAAGCUAGGAUAUCACGUGUGCCGGAUACCAUGCCGGAAUUCACGAGGUGCCGUGCGUACAUUGAGAGGGUUACACUGAAAUCAUCUAUCAAACCUGAGGCGUUGUCUAUCCGUCAGCUGUUGAAGGGUCUGGGUCCCCUCCUUGAAAUGGAACUCUUGGCGGUCUGCAAGGAAAGCAUCAAGACACUAAGGACGCUAGACGCAUUAGGAAGUCUACCGAGUUACAUUUCGUUGGAUACAAUUAUGGUCAAUCCAAGUGGAACAGUCGAGUUUAAACAACUCAACUCAGGUGUCACUGUAGAUGAGCUCUUCCUGGCUCCAGAAUACACAAACAGUUUCUCCAUUGACAAGACAUGCGUGUUUGGCUUGGCUGUAACUAUAUGGCUAGCCGCUGACUGGAAACUAACGGAGGCUCAGAGGCCCUUGCUGUCGAGAUGCUUUCUGGAGCUGCUGUGGUGUAUGCUUGAGGAUGACGUCACUGCUAGGCCCAGCUUGGACGGGGUGCUGCAGAAAUGCGAGUCGCUGCACGAGGAAGGUCACAUGUCAUCAAGGGAACGCUGCCAGGCCUUGUUAUGGGAGUACCAGGCCCACGCGGUUAUAAGCAGCCAGCAGGAGUCGCGCAUAGCGGGGGACAGUAAUUCCAUCAAGUCUCGCCACACCGCGGUCAUGGGUUCCAUCACAGUCGCUGGAAACAUCAAGGGAUUUCUAAGACAGACUAAGGCCCCAAAAGAACGAAAUAUAUUCACAAAGCCACAGAGGAAGACAGAGUCCAUCGAUACGACUCCCGAGGUCCCAACCACAACCAAUGCCAGGGAGAUAUCCCACGAAGUAGCAAACCUGACAAAUUCACCAAGCGAAGUAAGACCGCAAUCUCCAGCUCUUGGUUCAAUCCCUCAGCCUAGCACUCCUGUGGUGUUCACCACGGUACCCCAGGUCAGCGGUGCAGCCAUGGCCAUGAGUCCUGGCACUGUGUCUCCCCAGGUCCACGCACCGGCGUUUGUGCCAAUACCUGUCCCAGUAGGGUCCUCACCUCUGUGGUACAUGACCCCGCAGGGGAUGGUCCCAUACCAGCAAAUCCCUCCUACAGGGUUCUUCAUGCCGGUGGAUGCCUCGGUCGGGUCUGUUGCAUCGUCUGAGAGUGAGAUGGGUGAUGUGGAAGAAGCGAGGCCGCUCCAGGUCCGUCCAAGACAGAGGACUUCUAGCGGGGAAGGUGAGAGGUCGCCAGAGAUACGUAAUCGUGCCUCUCCAGUCAUGAAGUCUCGCAUCCCUCGUCCUGUUGCGGAACCUCGUCGCCGUAUUUCACAACCAUCCCGCCCAUCAGAUGACGACUUUUCUCCUCCAGUACGCCGGCGCGCGCAUACCAACGCUCACAAGAAUAACCCACAUUCACUGCGGGCUCGAACACCACCACCGUCCUUUCAAAAAGCCAGCCACUCCUCGGGAACACCUCGGUCCCAAACUCCACCUGUCAGAUGGAGACGAAAGAGCUUGAAUGACAGCGACGAUGAACAAUCGCGUCAUCGUAGUUAUUCUAACCCCUCGUCCAGUCACCCUCGGUCAAACCACUCAGCUCUCGGAAGCCGCUCCCGUCCAUCGAGUCCAGGCCAACAAGACCAGUCACCCAGGCCUGGUCGCUCACGUGUUAACAGCCCAUCACGUGACUCGCGGCGCAGCAGCGGGGGCUCUAGGCCUCCAAGUCCAGUCAAAUCACGCUCAUCAAGUCCAGUCUUAGAUUUAAUUUCGAAAUUUGAAAAAUUGUCCAGCGAUCCAGCUGGAGAAUCUAAAUCAGUGACAACGCUUCUAAAUAAGUUCGGUUCAUCAUCGCUGCUUUCUGAGGACCGCUUAGAAAAGAAGCAAUUUAAAGCUCAUCGGGAUCCAAAUCGUGCCAAGGCAGGUCCACUGCGACCUUCAUCAGCCAUGGAACAGACCUCUGAGCUGCGUGCACCGCCAGGUGGCUCCCUGUCAAGGUCAUGGCCGAUGAAUCGCAAUCCGGCACAAGGUGAGUCCACUGGCGACGAGGAUUCCCCGUACGUCAGCAAGGACUCCUACAUAUCGAGUCCCGAAAGGAACCCGCGGGACCAUAGACAUCGUACGGGAUCAAGCUCGGAUGGAGAACGCUCGUUGUCCAAUAAAUCGCGGGAGCUGCAAGCGUACCUUGGUAAGGGAGAGAGAGAGAAAUACCUGCGAGAAAAAGAGGAGGUAUCACUGUCUGUGUCAAGACAGAGGACGUGGUCUUCCCUUGAGAAUCUUAAUAAUGCGGUAGAUUAUAUUGGGUCAAUGAAUAAUGCUAUAAUGCGCAAAUCUUCAUCAAUGGAGAACUUUUCUCAAAGGGACCAGCCUCCCGUGCGAACCAAAGGUAUUUCGACCUCUUAUGAAAGGGUUGAUAAGGCUGGAGAAUACGGCACAAGGCUUACUAUACACUCCACCAAGAAAGACAAGCAUCAUGGGGAUUCCAAACAAGACCGGUUAAACUGGUCAGACAUUCAGUUUGAACCGGUUCGUGAUAGCAACAAAGGCAUAACCUCGAUCACUUCACCCAAGAUUCCUGUCGGGUUAGCUGUGAAGGAUAACAGAUCUGAGAAUGCAGCAUUGUUUACGGUGGAACCCUCAAGGACAGGACCAUUCAGCCCGUCUCUUUUUAGCCCAAGUGCAGUCCAAGGUUCAAUGUUCCCUUUCCACCACCCGGUGAAACUCGAGAGAAGUAAUACACCUUUGAGUCCGCCGGCUUCACUGAGCCCAUCACUAAAGGAAUGCAAGCCUACGAACUAUUUCUCCAAUGUGUCCUUUGAUCAGGAAAAACCGGAGAACGAUAUCCUUAUGGCUAAGACACCGGAGAAAAAGACUUGGGGGGAGGAACAUAAUCAAAUAAGGAUCGAAGCAAUGAGUAGUUUGGGUGGUAGUUCAGCGGAUAAUUCGGGGGUUAGGUCGGACCGCGCAUCUUCGACAGGUUCAGGAAGUGAUCGAAGACGGAAAAGUUCUUGCGAUUCCGCAUCAUCUGAUACAGUGUUUACCAGUAAUAUCGGUGGUAAUCCGGAUUAUCUGAAACGCUUUGAGAUGCGAAUAUCAAGAACAAGCUCGUCUGGGUCCGCAGGCGAAGUAGAACCUGACUCAUCCAGGCUCAGAGCAGACUCUGGAUCCGCUUCAAGUAAUGGGUAUCACUCAAAAAGUCAAAGCAUCUUAGAUGGGACCACACCCACCGUCGAAAAGGCUCGACCUCCUUCCCUUGCACUUUCUCACGAUGACACCAAAUAUGAAACCACCCCUAGAAAAGAUGGGCUCAACCCGUCUGGUAAUCCCCACUUGUUUGAAACUCAAAAAGACCAGGGUAGAAGAAAGGCGCGUCCAGUGUCUCUAGUUCUGUCUCCUGGUGAGGAAUCGAGUAGUAUGCAUACACCAAUUGCACAACCAUGUGGUGAUUACCCCGAUUCUAGACCACGAUCGAAGAAACCCGCUAGUCAACCGACUACUCCAACGGUUAAACCAGACCAAAGCUCGCGGCGCCAAAGCACGCCAAAUGCCCUGCAGAGUUCUAAGGGAUCUAAAGACGUCGGUGAUAGGAUCGACAAGUCCUACACAAAGUCUUUAGUACCUCGCGACCAACUCAAUACAGGCCGACCAGCUUCACCUUCUCUUACUAAAUUCAGAGAACAGAUGGCAAAGCGUGCAAGUCGGCCCAACAGUCCCUCAUCAUCAACGCGCACUCACGCCGACUCUGACGAUGUCUUCGAUUUCCCUACUGUUGACGACAAAGUUGGCAGAAGUAACUCUCGGGGUGCGACUCUACCAGAGAAUGAAAAUAAAGAGGAGUUCGUUGAGAGAUUCGUACACGACACUAGUUUGCAAAUGCAGUCUUCGACAUCUAACUUCAAGAAAAGUACCUCAAUGGGUAACUUGAAUAGAAACCCACAGGAGGAAUCAAGAGCGAAGAGAAAGAUCUCGGAUACCGUCGUCUCACGUUCCGCUGCAAUUGUCGAAAAAACGUCUUCGGGAUUUUAUAAAGGACCUGAUUCAAAUGAUGUCUCUAAUCCUGUCACAUACAGCAAAACGAAGAACCCGCUAGUUGAGAAGCUUAAUCUCUCUAGCUUUACAGGCAGCUCAACAAGAGGAGCAGUAAGUCCAACAUCGUCGUCCUCCACAGCGUCAUUAUCGCCUACCUCGAGACUUCCAAUCAAUCAAUUCAUGUUCUACAAGCCGCAGAACGAGUCAUCGAACGGGAAACAGUCGCUAAAGGGGGCAGGAGUUGUCAUCACGGAUACAAGUAGACAGCGCGUGGAUAAGAAGGUAGAAAGCAGGGAGGUGAAUGGUAAGGGAGACCAGGGGGAUGACAAGAAGACAAGGGGAACUAGAGAGGAUGAUAAGGAGAGGCGCAAAGAAAAUAAACCCGCUCUUCAGCAGAAGGAGACAGAGAUAAGUAAGAUUUGCGCAGCUCACAGUGAAACAGUCAGUGCUAUAUUUAACGCAGCGAGAAGAGCUUCGCUUACUCCACGGAAUGACAGCGAUGAGUCAGACUCAAGCAAAGAACGCGUUGACUUAGAUCCUAAAAAUACAGGGUUGAAAUAUACGAAGCCACUCCGAAAAGACAACAAUAAAGUCUCGACAGACCAUGAAUUAUCUCCAACGUUUGCCCAAAGCACAUCCUCGACGCCGAAAAGUGUCACGGACAAACCAAACCAAACUUCAGAUCGUCCAAUGAGCAGAAAUUCUAAUUCAUCGUCGUCUCGUAGAUCCUCUCUUACUCCUAGAAAUGACAGUAAUGGCUCCAACACAAGCCGAUAUCAACCUGGAAGUCACUUAUCUAAAUCAUCAUCGCCUCGAAGAUAUUCCCUUACUCCUAGGCAUGACAGCAAUAGCUCCAAUACAAGCGAAGGCCGCCCUGAAAGUCAAUUAUCAAAUGUAUCUUCUCCUCGGAGAUCAUCUCUUACGCCAAGACGCAACAGCGGUACUCCUGAGAGUCUAGACCGGUCAAUGUCUCCCCAUGAUAAAAGUCGCUCCUCAAGCGCUCUCUCUGAUGAAGGUUUUAACGCGCUUAUAAAGUCCGUUCGUCGGAGGUCACUGACUCCUCAAAAUGAUAGCGACCGCUCCACCGAUAGCCUGGAGCGGAGUAUGUCACCGGAGAGUCGUAUUGCAAAUGCUCUAGCCAAGAGACCGCCAUCUCCAGGUCGCGUCGACUCCAAAGAUUUACUCGGACAUCUUGUCAAGAAGGUACUGACUUCAGCAGCUGCAAAACAAGGAUCAGGGUCGGAUCAGGUGUCCAUUGUUGACCCAGAUACACCUAGGAGUAAAACAAAACGGAGACCCUCUCCUGGCCCAAUUGAAAGUUCGGUGAAAAGAUCUGAAAAGUCAACACCCAAACGGUCGCCGUCUCCCGCAGCCGGAAAGCAAAGGGGAGAUGAGGCAAAAGGUCGGUCGACGCCGGUACAAACACCACGACGCGGAAGCCAAGACAAUAGACCGGCAGAGAACUCUCAGUACACGGAGAACACCCCAAGGAAGGAUGAAGGGCAGCAGAAGAAAGAGGAGAUCAAGGCGAGUAUCGUUACAAAUCAACUUAACGCCGCGCAGGACGUCAGCAAUGGCGACGAGAAGACACGGUCAGCAAGGGCUUCACAACCUAAAAUGAAGGCUGGUGCAUGCGCUGAACAAGACGUGCUAAGUAAAUUGGUGGAUAUGAUCCAUGAGGAAUUCGCGUUUGACGGUUACCUUGACGACGGUGUUGAAGACGUCAACAUGGCCGAGUACAUCAUGUCUCUGUCCGGAAUGAACGAGGAGAUGUUUAAGGAGGCCGUUAGUGAUCAGUACGGUGAUUUGUACUGGGAUGAUGACUUGCUGGAGGAGAUGUACCUUGUGGUUACCAAGGGACAGCAGACCAGGAGGCCGACCCUCCAGUUCUCAGAGAGCACUGUGAGCGACUACAGUCUUUCAGAGUCUGUUCUUUCACGUGAUGGGUCUGUAUCGGAACCCGGCACAGGGUACCUGAACUCCCUGUCUCGUACCAGCAGCGACAGGAGCUCGGUGGAGAUCAGGGAUUACGUGCUUCUAUCGCUCGGAGAACCCUCCGAAUUUCUGCCCUUCCGUGUCAUCGCCCCUGACACCAUAAGGGACAUUAACGAUGAAUUGGUGCCUUUGUUUGACGACUACCACAAAGUGAUGAAAGUGAAGCUGUCGCCCAGCAUCAAUGAAUUGACGGAAAGACUUGGAGCCAAAAUCCUGGAAAUCAGUCAGCAGCUAACACUGGAAAGAAAAGCAAAGCGAAAAAAUGUGACGUCUUUCAACAAGGUGGCUGAUAUAGACCACAAGAAAGACGUGAAAGAUCUUGCAGCGAACCUACUUCGUGAGAUCGAAGAAAGUGACAGAAAGAUUAUUUACCUGAAAUAUAUCCAGCGGCGAUUACGGAAUAUCUACGCAGAGCGGUUCGGCCUCAACCAUACCCUCUUGUUCUCCUUUGCUACCAGUUACGGGGCCGAUGACGUGAUGCUGGAGCCAUCCCAACAGAACAAUCUCCUCAGCUUCUCCCCCUUAUGGGAUCAACGAGGCGCGGAUAUGAGCGACGCCCAUGGCGAGUCGACACGAGGACCUAUGCUACAGUACGGAACCAUGCUCGGCCUCUUCUCGUACCUCUUCGGACGAUUUGCCAUGAGCCAGGCGUACGUGCGCUACUUCCUCUACACCUACCGCUACUGCGCCACGCCCUCUGACCUGUUCAACUUCAUACGGGACAAGUGCCGGGCUUCCCUCAGGGCGGCAGAUUCGGAGUCCGGUCAGCCUCUCAGUCACCAGCUGCAGAUUCGGUACCGGGCCCUUGACAUUCUGGCCGAGUGGAUAGAUUCUUGCUACAGGUUCGACUUCAAGCCAGACCCAGGCCUUCUCGGGCAGCUGGUAGCCUUCAUCCAAGAGGAGUUUGUACCCGUGGACCGUACGGAGCGUGGCGCUAUGUUGCUAGAGCUUAUCUCAGAAAGGCACCGCAAGGAGGAAGACGAAGAUGCAGAGGAAACACCAGACACCAUGGCCGUAUUGCAAGCAGAACUUCCACAAGGGGCUCCAAGCAUUAUGGAUGCAGCAAGAAAGUUGACUCCACGGCGCAAAAGCAAGCCCACGGUACAAUGCUUCAAGCGAGGUUCUCCCCAGGCCGCCUCUUUCUACAAACCCACAGCAAACCUGAAGGCAAUGUCCGUAACAGACCAUUCAUCGCGCACUGUGGCUCAGCAGCUAACACUCAUUCAGCAGGAGUUGUUUACACGUUCGCAUUCCAUUCACUUUCUCAACUCACGUACGCUGGGGGUAGGGGUAGGGAGAUCUUCCCCCACAAAAGAGGGAUCGUCUUUGAUGGACAACAUGCUGGGGUUCAGCGCGGGAAAACGCAGAGGCAGUCUCCUGCCUAACGAGCCCACAGAUCUCUCUUCCAGCGGCGAGCACAAUCUGUUCGCAGGCUCAUGCAACAUGGACGGCAGCCUGGAAGCUAUGCUUGAGCAUGCUCAAGAUGUAUCCAUGUGGGUUGCCGUGGAAAUCUGCAGUGCAGCUUCUGUUAAGAGUCAGCUGGUGUUGGUGACCAAGUUUGUGAGUAUCGCCAAGCACUGCGCAGAGAUGAGAAACUUUGCCACGUGCGUGCAGAUCAUUGACGCUCUCGAAAUGUUCGUCAUCAAACAACUUCCGGUCUGGAAGCAAGUACCUAACAAAGUGAUACAGUCGCUGGAGGAGCUAAAGGCGAUCAAGGUUCUUCUUAAGACGGACAGCCUGUGGUUGUUGCGGGACCAUGCAGUCCGAGAAAAACCCACAAUCCCUUGCACGCUCCUGUUCCUGAUGCACAUCCAGCAACAAGAGAUCGGUGGAUUCACGCUCGCGAACGGCAUGUUCAAGUGGACUAAGAUGAGGUCAAUCGGAAGGCUUGUGGAUCAAAUCCGUCUCUUCAAGCAGAUGCGAUACGCGUUUGAGGCAAAUGACUCCAUGAAGGAGCACUUGGUGCAGCGCAUCCUCGAAUGCCGUGAUCUAAACCUUCACACGCUGGCAUCCGAAAACACCGCCAACUUCCACCUAUCCUCCUCACAAAACUCUCGAAAAUUCCAAGACGCUUUCAAGAAGAUGAAGGCGACCUUUGGUCAUGGAUGAUCCCAUGCUCGAUUACCCGGCUUUUUUGGUGCGCGUAAUGAGACUUGUCGGAUGCAUCCACUCGCAAAGACUGCUGGAUCUCAAAGCAUUGGCACAGGUAGCCCAAGCUCUUUAUUUGUCCCUAUUGAUUUUACGGUAAACAUAGGGAGAAAAAAAAAUUAGUGUUGUUUAUAUUUACUUCGUUCAUUCAAAUAGUGAAUCUUGAACCUUGAAAAAUGCGCUUUCAUUCGGCCAUAGAACACGCAAAAAGUAAAUAUAAACACAAUACUAGAUUACACACGUCUUUUCAACAAGUUGUUUUUUAUUUUUCACUCAUUUUACUUUUCUCCCAUGUUUACCGUAAAAUCAAUUAAUCAAAUAAAGAGCUUGGGCUACCUGUGGCAUUAGAUGACAAUCCGUGAAAACUAGUGCGUCAUGUCACGUGACUCAACGCACUUUGCUCUUCUGUCACACCGCAGCAAAUCCCUAGAAAUGUAUUUGCGAAAGAAUAAAUCUUCAAAGUGAUCAUUAGUUUCAACUAUAUUUUUUCAGUGUGAGACGUAAACUCCGUUUAAUGCGGGCUUAUAUAUAAUAAAAAUACAUCAUUUAGAAGGUAUUACAGACUUCUCUGACUCAUAGAAAAGAAUAGCAUUGCAUUUUGUUUGUUAUACCUGGAUUUUCAGCGCGCCGUUGCAUUCUCGUUGCAUUUGCGCUUUUGAAAUAUUGCGGUGUCUUUCCGCCUAAAGCGAAUUUUGCUCGAAAAGUGUGAAAUCUACUUUUAAUAAAAUUACAUUACAGCAGUAUUUUCUGCUUGAGUUUCUAAGAGACUUAUUACCUUAUGACAGCUUAUGGUAACCUUGGUAACAAGGUAGUUUAUUGAGCCCAGCUGUGAGACGUCUAUGUAGUUGUAAAUUUUUGACUUUACGGUAAAGCCCCGAGUAUUAUUAGAAGAGAAUAUUAACAUUUAAAUUAAAAAAAUGAGACCGAUUAAUUAAAGCAAUUGACCACC